UUUUCGUAAGCGCCAUUGGGUUGUUGCGCAAGUUCAAAGCUAGUCAUUUGCACGACGCGUAACCGGCAGUGUCAACGUGUAUUGUGAACGUAGUUUUUUAAUGGAAAAAGUAGUUUUGAGAUCAUAAAAUGAGUGCCAGGACCAACAAAAUACUGCAACUAUGCACUGAAGCUUCAAGAAAACCUUUAUUACAAGCUCUCGAACAUGACUUUAUUUUUGUAGAUGACUUGAUACCUGAAAAUUUGACUAGCGAUGUGUUACUUAGCGAAGUAGCAGAUACUAUUCCUCAAGUCUCUGAACAUGAUCUAGUGGGUAUGAAUCCACAAGAAGAACAUUAUACCUAUACCGACCAAAGUCUUCAAGUUUUAGAAAUCGGUGUUGUAACGGACACUCAUAAUGAUAAAUUAUCUACCGUUAACCCAAAUGAUACAAAUUCUUCGCCUUCUGCUGCUGCGAUUCAUAAUCAAAAAUUAUGUUCCCCCUCUGCUGCCCCAAGCACAAAUGUAUCAUCUUCAUCCAGUGCGUUUGAAACAUCAAUAGAAACAGGAAAAAGGGGAAAGAGAAGAAGGAAGGUGUUAUCUGAAAAGACCCAAAAUAAAAAAAAUAGAAACAAAGGUGCCCCAUACACCAAUUAUAAAGGAGUAACAAAGGAUGCUAGACAAGUAAAAUGUAAUCCAUGCAAAGUCCGUAAAGAUCGGUGCAGGAACAAGUGCAAUGAGUUUUCCGAAGUAGAACGUCAAGAAAUUUUUGACAAUUUUUGGAUGAUUGGCGAUCACGAUAAACAAUUGUCGUUUAUAAAUGGAUGCGUAGGAAUAAAAUCUGUGAAACGCAAAAGAACCAAAAAAGAAAAUUCUCGGCGUAAUUCGACAUUUGAACAUUUUUUAACUAAACGUGACGGUAUCCAGUAUAAAGUCUGCCAACAUUUCUUUAUAAAUACUCUAGACAUAACACAAAGAGUUAUAAGAACGGCAGUAAAAGGAAAAGUAGCGGACUUCAGCGACCAACGGGGAAAGCACGAACCCAAACAUAAAAUCACUAACACGCAAAGAAAUAAUUUAAGAAAGUUUAUUAAUUCAUUACCAGCAGUACCCUCUCAUUAUUGUAGAGGUUCUACGACAAAACUUUAUUUACCUGCCGAUAUUAGAUCCUUUACCAACUUGUACAAUUUGUAUUCUAGUCACGUACGGAAAGAAGAAGCUGAGCCUGUAGCAUACACUACUUUCAAGAGAACUAUACACAAGGAAUAUAAUAUUGGCAUUCACGUUCCCAGGAAAGACAAGUGUGUGAAAUGCCUAAAAUAUUCUCAGCUUUCCGAAGCGCAAAAAACAGAAAAACUUAAACAAGGGUAUGAUCAGCACAUUAAAGAGAAAGACGAAGCAAAAGAAUUUUUCUUAAGUGAACAACAGAAAUCGAACAGUAACAAGUACAUAGUCGCUACUUUUGAUCUACAGAAGGUACUUUCUACACCACAUGGUCCCGGAAUGGUGAUUGGUUUCUCAAGAAAGUAUGCCUACUACAAUUUCACAAUUUACGAAAGUGGUACCAGAACUGGGUACUGUUUUGUAUGGGGUGAAAGAGAUGGUCAGCGUGGAUCCAAUGAAAUAUGUACACACCUUUACUGGUAUCUUACACAAGUGGAUAAAUCAGGUUUAUAUGAACACGUAAGUUUAUUUUGUGACAGUUGUUCCGGGCAGAACAAGAAUAAGUUUGUUUUCACUACAAUUUCAUAUUUUUUGAGCGAAGCUCAAAACGUUAAAACAGUUUUGUUGACCUUCCUCGUACCAGGUCAUACUUACAUGCCUGUUGAUAGCAUGCACGCUACUAUUGAAAAACAUAUACGAAAAAUGAAUGUCCAGGCACCUUCUGAAUGGCCUACAAUUUUGAGAAAUUGUAGAAAGAAACCUUCACCAUAUAUUGUUCGCUCUGUUUCAUAUUCCGAAUUUUUAAACUGGAAAGAAAUUUCAAAUUGCAAAAAAUUGAAAGCUACAACAGGUGAACAAAUAAAAUUUGCUGAAAUAAAAUCGGCUGAAUUUGACAGUCAACCUAGCGUUGUAAAAUUACGGUUAGGUUACCGCAUAGAUGAUCCAGUUUACAAUGUAAAACUAAGUGUUAAAAAAGUGAUCCCUUCUCAAUUAUAUCACGAAGAGCUUCCUAUUAAUGAUGAAAAGCUGAAAAACUUAACCAAUUUGUGUAAAACCGGUGUUAUCAGCAGUCAAUAUCAUUUUGAAUAUUUGGCCUUAAAAUCAUCUGUCUCCGUUGAAGAUACUCUUCCAGAAACGGAUGUAGAAGAUGAAUUUUAAGCCAUAACUCUAAAAAAACUAUUUUUAUACCUUCUAUUUUUGUCGUUGUUGAAUGUUCAUGUCAGUUUAUAGAGAGAUAUAUUUUUUUUCAAUAAAUUUUACUGUUUUUUUGAAAUCAGUUUUUCCGAUAUUAAUUUGUUCUAUUGAGUUUAGAAAUGCGUAUCCGACAGUAAUAAAAAAUUUUCAUAAGUUUAUAAAAGACGCAAUUGCCGCUUAAGCGCCAUAAUUGUUUUGUUAGUAAGAUAUCAAAAACGCGUAAGUGCUGUCAAAUAGAGACGUAAACGCCACUCAUCAGAUACAAAAGACUUAAGCGACAUUUUUUUUAAAUUACAAGAAAAUUUAGCAAUUGUCAUAGAAAGUAAUUCUUUAGUAUUGAACAAGAACGUGUUUCAAGUAGCUAGGAUCAAGACAGUGACUUAAUUCAAAUUCUAUAAACAACAAAUCAGUUUUUUCAUCACUGCACAAAUUGUGUACAACACCGCUUACGUCU
This is a messenger RNA of Photinus pyralis (common eastern firefly), 2790 nucleotides long. RefSeq lists its product as uncharacterized. NCBI's taxonomy places the organism in Eukaryota, Metazoa, Arthropoda, Insecta, Coleoptera, Lampyridae. The transcript is spliced from 2 exons. The coding region runs from base 129 to 2300 and encodes 723 amino acids. The record is from RefSeq and is a predicted model, not a curated record.